Molecule: messenger RNA, 1841 nt
Organism: Synchiropus splendidus (mandarinfish)
Lineage: Eukaryota; Metazoa; Chordata; Actinopteri; Syngnathiformes; Callionymidae
Gene: vamp4
Product: vesicle-associated membrane protein 4
Exons: 9
Coding region: 291-752 (153 amino acids)
Biological process (GO): vesicle-mediated transport; Golgi ribbon formation
Cellular component (GO): membrane
Source: RefSeq, a predicted model, not a curated record
AGCAAGACGGAGGAGAGAAGCUGACACAUCCAGGAUGGUUUUCUGCUCUCGCAGUCUGGACGGGCUUUAAGAUGAAGUGAAAGGAACAUCUACUGUAACCAGCUACAGCGACCUCCACCCUUGAAUAGCAAAGGCGUGUGUCUGUGUGUUGAAGCUCGCCGGCAUCAGGAACCAGGUCGUGUGGUAAGCAGCAGUUUCUCUCCUCUCCUGGCCACUGAAAGGCCUUUCUGCAUUCGCCUUGCCAGAGCAGGACGCUGACCCCACUGCAGUGUCGGAGUGAACUGGAUUCAAUGAGGGAGCCAGAACAGGAGGAGCAGCCUGAAGACAACAUGCCUCCCAAGUUUAAACGACACCUCAACGAUGACGAAGUGACAGGAUCGAUCCGGAGUGAAAGGAGGAACCUUCUGGAGGAGGACUCAGAUGAGGAAGAAGACUUCUUCCUGAGAGGGCCGACAGGACCCAGGUUUGGACCCCAGAGUGACAAGCUCAAGCAGGUGCAGUCGCAAGUGGACGAGGUUAUUGAUGUGAUGCAGGAGAACAUCUCCAAGGUGAUAGAGAGGGGAGAGCGUCUGGAAGACCUGCAGGACAAGUCAGAGAGCCUAUCUGACAAUGCGUCGGCCUUCAGCAGCCGAGCCAAGCAGCUGCACAGGAGGAUGUGGUGGAGGGACAUGAAGAUGAAGAUGAUUAUUGCCUUGGUCGUCGUCGCUCUCCUGCUCAUUAUUAUCAUUCCAGUGAUUUUGAGGUAUCGCUAAUGUCUGAGGGGAGAGUUCACCCCUGCGCUCCUGCUGUCCAGGGUACCAACACGAGAGCACCAUUUAGGUGUUUCCUGAUGGCUUUGAGAAUGGGUCGUAACAUCGAGACAUCUAAAUUGUAAAACUUGAAAAAAGUGCUGCUUCAUGACAUCAAUGUGUCUCCAUGUCACGGGGACAUCUCCACUGGAGUUUUGAUCUCGACCCUGAGAAAACAUGCAUCAUUCUGUUCUCAUUCGCGUAUCAAGCUCAAUCUCUUAGCAUCUAUUUAUUCAUGUUUCAUUUUGAGCUACAUUGCUGCACUUUUUAGCUCUGGACUCUGUUCACUGUGUUGCGUUCUUUACAGCUACUGCAAGUGUACAUGAAUGCUUUGGAUAAUCGGGUUCUUCAUUGUCUUCAAUGCAGCGUUAGUGUCACUGAAAUGCAGCAACGGUCCACACACACAUACACAGCCAUGUAGCAGUAUUAAACUGGAUAUAGGUCUUGUUUCACAAGGUCAGAGCACCAAAUUUGCUUUCAUGGAUCUGCAUGUCAUUUCAAGCUUUACCUUCAUACAGCCCACUUUAAAUCCCUUACAGACUCCUCUGUUGAAACAAUCUCGCUCCGGGUGACAAGGAGCACCUUUUUGGGGGAGCGUCAAGUCAAGCUGUGAGUCAGGAGUGUCGACCUUUCCUCGUACAGUACGUGGACAGCAAAAGGGACUGCACAUUUUUAUCGCCGUCAAAGUCUUGUUUGUUGGUAGCUUGUCUAUCGUACAGAAGAAAUGUAUCGCCUAAUGAAUGUCUAAUCUCCAGCUGCCCUCAAACGUCUCACCUCUUCUCUGUCUUACUUUACUGCUUGAGUCUUUAAACUGUCCCUCAAUCUGCCGAUGGAUCUUUUUAGUAGAGUAGAAGUGUUCAAAUUUUGUUCCAGCCAACUCAAUGUAACGUUUACAUUUGACUUUAAGACAAGAAAAGUGAAGCUGUUGUCUGUUAUUUUGUAAUUUUAUUUAUUUCAGCUGUAUAUAUUGACCCUGUAAUGAUGUAAAAUAUUGAAGCAGUAACUCGGAAGACUGUGAAAUAGUUUUUUUGCUCUGAAAUUAAAGUGAUAUUA